Ornithodoros turicata is the source of this 1452-nucleotide messenger RNA. RefSeq lists its product as uncharacterized. Bases 1 to 1452 code for a protein of 483 amino acids. Lineage: Eukaryota; Metazoa; Arthropoda; Arachnida; Ixodida; Argasidae. The record is from RefSeq and is a predicted model, not a curated record. The transcript has a single exon.
AUGCAAGAGAUCCUCGACGAUGCUGCACAUUUCGUCCCCUUGGCGCAUGACCCGACGGCUAAAGCGGAACGCUCUUUGGUGGACCACCUCCGUCAGUUAAAGAAGAAGGGCCACCUAGAUGAUGUUACCUACCGCCGCCUCUUCUCAUCGGACGGUGCUACUCCCAGAAUUUACGGCCUCCCCAAGAUACACAAGCCUGGGUGCCCUUUGAGACCGAUUGUCUCGUUCAUCGGGUCGCCGACGUACAACCUGUCCAAAUAUUUAGUAGAGCUUGUGACUCCCGUUACCGGUAACAACAACCUGACAGUGCGCAACUCGAAGGAGUUUGUCGAGCUGGUCCGGACGCAGGCCCCAAGCAACAACGAUGUUAUGGUGUCAUUCGAUGUGGUGUCACUGUUCACCAACGUUCCGAAGGAUCUCGCGGUACAAGUGGCGGAGGACCGACUACGGAAGGACAGCACCCUGGCAUCACGGACGUCACUCACAGUUGAAGAGGUAGCUAUACUUCUGAGAUUCUGCCUCAAUCAAACUCAUUUCUGCUUCAACGGCAAGUGUUAUCAUCAAAUCGAAGGAUGCCCUAUGGGAAGCCCUGUAUCAGUGACGCUAGCAAACUUGGUCAUGGAACACAUUGAAGAGACGGCCAUGGAACGAUUCUCCCGCCCAGUUAAGUUCUACUGGCGCUACGUAGAUGACACGUUCGUCAUCCUAGACAGGAACCACGUCGAGGAAUUCCACUCGGUUCUCAACUCCAUCGAUUCAUCGAUCAAUUUCACGUAUGAAGUCGAGCAGGGCGGCAAGCUUCCUUUCUUGGAUAUAUGUGUAUGCAGGGACAGUACGGGGAGCAUCCAUACGUGUGUCUACAGAAAGCCCUGCGAUACCGGCACUUUCCUCAGUUUUGAAUCACAUCACCCCACGGAACAUAAGCGAAGUGUGGUGCGAACUUUAUUGCAUCGUUCAGAGCAAUUGUCAUCUUGCAGCGAGCUACGGGCAUGUGAAGAUGCGACGAUCUCCGCUUCCCUGGACAAGCGAGGCUACCCCCACAGGUUUAUUGAGGACACCCGGAAACGUAUGCAGUUACGUAAACCGCAAGAUGAGGAUCGCUCCCGCCUGACCCGGGUCACAAUCCCAUACGUCAAAGGCGUUUCAGAGUCUAUCCGCCGGGCACUACUUCCACUGGAAAUCUGGGCGACCUUCCGACCGCACGUAAAACUGCGCAGCCUCAUCUCCAAGCCAAAAGACAUUGUCGACCCAGAAGACCAGUCUGGCGUGGUUUACAAGCUACAAUGUCUAGACUGUGACACGUGUUAUAUUGGCGAGAAAGGCCGAAAAAGAAGGACCCGCAUAAAAGAACACAAGAGCGACGUCCGGAACGCCACACAUGCCACGCGGCUUCGGAGAGGAGGGAGGAGGAGGAGUGUCGUUGGGAGGAACCCGAGAGGUCUGCCUGCCUGA